Molecule: messenger RNA, 2250 nt
Organism: Neltuma alba
Lineage: Eukaryota; Viridiplantae; Streptophyta; Magnoliopsida; Fabales; Fabaceae
Product: regulation of nuclear pre-mRNA domain-containing protein 1B
Exons: 8
Coding region: 440-1969 (509 amino acids)
Biological process (GO): mRNA 3'-end processing
Molecular function (GO): RNA polymerase II complex binding
Source: RefSeq, a predicted model, not a curated record
GGAGAAAACUCAAACCUCGCACUUCCUUCGGCUUCUUGUUCCUCCUCUUUUUCUCUGGGAGCUCGUUCUCCGUCAAUCUCUUCUUUACGUUGUGAGACGCAUCUAUCCUAUUUUUAUCGUGUAAAUUAAUUAUUUUUUCUGUAGGGUUUUCCGAAGUCGACCUCCUUUCGUCUAAAUCAACUAGAACUCACCAGAACAGCUUUUUCCCUCUGUUUCGUCUUAGAGUUUCUGUGAUUUGUCAAAAAUGUGGUAGCUUCUAUCCGCGCUAAUUUUCUAGCAUCGUUGAAGUUUUGUAUUUCUGCCCAAUUAGUCAUCCAUGCUCUGCAUUUGCUCAGUUUUUGAGAUUCGUUGGCUUUGUGCCGAAGUUUCUCUUGGCUUGGUCUUGGAAGCUCACUAAGGGACUGGCUGGCAGGUAGAUUGGGAGCCUUCUAGAGUUGAGAUGAAUAGCGUGUUUAGUGAACAGAUUCUUGCGGACAAGCUGUCGAGGCUUAACAGCACCCAGCAGUGUAUUGAAACUUUAUCACAUUGGUGUAUAUUUCACCGGAGUAAAGCAGAAUUGGUUGUUGAAACAUGGAAUAAACAAUUCCACAAUUCAGAGAUGGUUCAGAGGGUGCCCCUUCUAUACCUUGCAAAUGAUAUUUUGCAGAACAGCAAGCGGAAAGGAAAUGAAUUUGUGACUGAGUUUUGGAAGGUUCUUCCUGCCGCACUUAAAGAUGUUAUUGAGAAAGGUGAUGAUCAUGGAAAGAACGUGGUAUCUAGAUUGGUUGAUAUAUGGGAGCAAAGGAGGGUGUUUGGAUCUCGGGCACGGAAUCUUAAAGAUGUAAUGCUUGGAGGAGAAGCACCGCCACCAUUGGAACUCAACAAAAAGCGAUCUCGUUCUGUAAGAAUUAUGAAAAGGGAUUCUCGCUACAUUAGAACGAAAUUGUCCAUUGGAGGUGCAGCAGAAAAAAUAGUCUCUGCAUUUCAUUUGGUGCUCAGUGAACAAAUGAGUGAAGAUGCAGAGAUGAAAAAAUGCAAGUCUACCGUUCAGCGUGUAAGAAAGAUGGAGAAAGAUGUUGAUAUUGCAUGCUCUGUUGCAAACGAUCCAAAGCGAAAAACUUUGGCAAAGGGACUAGAGGAGGAAGAAACUCUCUUGAGACAAUGCAUUGAAAAACUUAAAUUAGUUGAAGCCAGUAGAGUAGCGCUUGUAUUGCAGUUAAAAGAAGCUUUGCAUGAGCAGGAAUCUGAAUUGGAGAAUAUUCGUACUCAAGUGCAGGUAGCAGAAGCACAAGUUGAGGAGGCUAACAACAUGAGGAAACGACUAGACGAUGACAACUUUGUGCAGAAAGCAUCUUCUUUGGCAACCGAUGCAAAUACGAAAUCUGAAGCACCAAAUAAGAAGUCGGCUGCAGCAAUUGCUGCCGAGGUUGCAGAUAAGCUUGCGGCUUCUUCCUCUUCCCAAUUGAUCAUGACUUCUGUUCUCUCAACAUUUGCAGCUGAAGAGGCAAAAAAUGCUGGUCUCUCUUCUGCGUCCUCCUCAAACCCUGAUAAGUCGACACCUGAGUCAGAUCCCAAUGCUUUUAGGUCUACACAGAAGAUGGUGCCUGCACCUAGUCAUUCAUUUACUUCAGUUAUGGUGGCCCAACCAACAAUGCAAAAUCAAGCCCCUGCAUCACAAGGUCAAUAUCAUUUACUUGGUAAUCCCACGUCGCAGCAGUAUAUGCAAUCAACAGCAGUAAUCCCUGGUUAUGGGUAUGGAAGCGUCCCUCCCUUAGCACCCAGACCACCCCCACCCCCACCUCCCCCACACAUGGUGGGGCCAGUAAUGCCUAUAGCACAUCAGACACUGCAAAUGAGCCAGCAUCAACCUGCGCCUGUAAACCAGCAUCAACCAAUAACAAUGUCGCAGCAAGCCCCAGUGCCUCCUAGUUUCCGGCCUCUCCAGCCGCCAGGAAUGGUAUAUUAUGGUAAUCACCACCAUUCUUUAUGAGGCUUACGGUGGGUAGACUAAUUAAAAUGACCUUGUUUAAAUUAAGAGCAAUCUCUGGAGAUUUUGGAAUUUUAUGUAUGCCAAUGGUCGUACCUGCGAUUGAGCUUUUAUGGGAUAGACCGAAAAAGGAGCUAACCCAUUACACGAUUCUAAAUACAUGAAUUUGGUUGGGCGAGUGAGGAGGGUUCACAAAACCAGAGUGCUAGUCUCCCAAACUAGGAAAAACAAAACAAGAGAAGGAUUUUUGUAUCAAAAGAUUGGGAUGAGUUUCAAUUUUGUUU